AUGUCCAGAGCUCAGGCAGAGAGCGUCAUCAAGAGGAUCAUCCGUGAAGUGGUGCAGCAGUGCGCACACAGAGGACAGCAGGUGUCCGACACUCUGGUGGCCUUCAUGGUGAAAGCUGUGGUGCUGGACCCAAGAAACGGCUUUAAUGAUGAUCGGACUCUGACCAAACAGGACAUCCAGCGACUGGAGGAGCUGUGUCUGGAUAAAUUGAUGGAGAAAUGCAGUCCGUCCCUCGACACCAUCAAAAUGCAAGUGUAUUUUGACAUGAAUUACACGUCCAGACGGGAGUUUCUGGAGGACAUCCACCAGCUGGUGGAGUCCAACCUGAGCCUAGUGAGCAGAGAGAUCACCGACAGCAGGGUGAAGACACGGGAGGAGUUAGACGCUUUGUACUGCAAGAUGGUUUCAUAUAUCCUGCUGCGUUCCGGCAUGGGCUCACCUACAGAUGCCAGCACUGUGCAAGAGGCUACAGCUGUCCUGCAGAGUGUCUUCCCUCAGACUGAACUGGGAUCCUUCAUGGUACUCUUGAAGAAAGACAAGGAGCAGCAGCUCCGUGAGCUCACCAUGAUUGUCACAGGGAUCCGUCUCUUCAACAGAGCCAACGACAAGAGACAAGAGAAGACUGACCUCUAUAAACUAGUCCCUGCAGCUAGUAGCGAGGUUCUUCGAGUCACCAGUACAGGCUUAGAGGAGGAGCUGCGUCUCUCACAGAGUCUGGCGCAGAAAUACACAGCUGUGCUGGAGAAGCUAACAGACCCUGACAGUCAGUGUGAAGAGUGUGACGUGCCCAUCCUCCGGCUCAAACAGGCUCUCUACAAUGUCAGGCAGCAUGAGGCCUUCCUCAGCGUGUUACUGGCUGAUGCACAUUUAUGUGCCAAACACUUUGAGAUUAUGCAGUCUGAGUUCUCAUCGCAGAUGAAGCUGCUCAAAGAAACCAUGCAUUCAAAGACAGCUGUACCCACUGCAAAAGCUUUUCCAGCGUUUAAGGCCGUGUCACAGCUUUGGAUUGGACUUCAGGACGAGGUGGAGCUGCUGAACAUCCUCAAUAACAUCAGGCUCAAUCUGCAGCCCUUCACUGCCUCUCAGGCCAAACUCUUCUCGGAAGCUUAUUUGGAUGGCCUGCUGGGGACAUCAGAGGUGAAGACAGAUGAACAGAGAAUGAUUGAGUCCUCAGAUGAGUGUAUUGUUCCAGCUGAGAUGAAGACACAGGAAUGGCUCCUGCCUGAAACAACAGCCAGUUUUAAUGAGAUCCCAUUACAAUAUGAUGGAGUGUGUGGCUAUACACUUGUGAACAGAGAUGGACUACUACUUCCAGGUAAUCCACAUGUUGGAGUCCUCAAACACAAAGAGAAGCUCUAUGUUUUCAGCUCCAAAGAAGCUGCCUUGAAAUUUGCCUCCAGUCCAGACACCUUCAUUGCAGAGGUGGCAGAGAAAGUCAAGUGCUCCCCUGAACUCAUUCAGCUCCUCAAACUCUACCAACAGUUCCCCAGCCUCAGUCCUUACUCUGAGAUGCAGCCAGGAGAGAGUUUACUGGUGAAGCCAAUCAAGUGUGAGAGCGGCACACAGACUGACCUCCACCCAGUGGAGACAAACGUCGUCAAAUCAUAUGAGUGGAAUGAGUGGGAGCUGCGUAGAAAAGCUAUCAGACAGACUGAUGUCUGCACCAAAGUAACACACUCAGUGCAGACUGAUCUGAGCCACAUGAGACGGGAAAACGUCACUCAGACCUGGCUGCCAAAGAACGUCACCUGUCAAAGCAAGAGAGACGGUGAGAGCAACGUACCCAAACCUCAGACCUUCCUGGCAGGUCUGAGGGGACAAAGACAUACAAAUGUGAUCAAAACCAACCUGACCAGAUCCGUUGAUGAAUGAUCAAGGUUACAUUCAGGGUUAUAAAAAAAACCGUUGUUGUGAAAAAUAAAAGUCAAUGUCAGCAUGUCA
Molecule: messenger RNA, 1941 nt
Organism: Acanthopagrus latus (yellowfin seabream)
Lineage: Eukaryota; Metazoa; Chordata; Actinopteri; Spariformes; Sparidae
Gene: cfap206
Product: cilia and flagella associated protein 206
Exons: 12
Coding region: 1-1872 (623 amino acids)
Biological process (GO): sperm axoneme assembly; regulation of flagellated sperm motility; regulation of cilium beat frequency
Cellular component (GO): axoneme; ciliary basal body
Source: RefSeq, a predicted model, not a curated record